Messenger RNA from Hyaena hyaena (striped hyena), 1428 nucleotides. Its product is annotated as ETS translocation variant 3-like protein. Gene Ontology annotation, cellular component: nucleus. NCBI's taxonomy places the organism in Eukaryota, Metazoa, Chordata, Mammalia, Carnivora, Hyaenidae. Gene Ontology annotation, biological process: regulation of transcription by RNA polymerase II; cell differentiation. The record is from RefSeq and is a predicted model, not a curated record. The transcript is spliced from 6 exons. The coding region runs from base 343 to 1428 and encodes 361 amino acids. Gene Ontology annotation, molecular function: sequence-specific DNA binding; DNA-binding transcription factor activity, RNA polymerase II-specific.
GAUUUGUCACAUUUCCUCCUGUUUUCUCUUGGGAAACACUCCAAUCCUAUUAAAGCCCCGAGAGGAGGCCUCGUUCGGUGUAAACCCCCUGCGGGGCGGAUACAGGACCCUCUGCCUCCUCUCCCUCCGUGCAGUCCCGGGUCGGCCAUCUCCAGAGGAGGCCGGGCCCUGCCCUCCGUGUGGGGGAGCUUGCUGCCUGCCGCCCGGUCCCCCGCCUCAGGGGCCCUUGUCCCUGUCACCCUCCUCUCUCCCUGCUUUUCUUUCCUCUGUCCUUCGCCUCCCUCCUAAGCAGUGACCAUUUCCUGCAGGCCCGGACGCGGCCCUCGGGCCCCAGGGAAGACCAUGCACUGCGGCUGCGGGGCCCAGGGCGUCCCUGCCUUUGCGGGCAGCCCCUGGGUCUCAGGCUGGGCCUUCCCCGACUGGGCCUACAAAGCGGAGUCGUCCCCCGGCUCCCGGCAGAUCCAGCUCUGGCACUUCAUCCUGGAGCUGCUGCAGAAGGAGGAGUUCCGCCAUGUCAUCGCCUGGCAGCAGGGCGAGUACGGCGAGUUUGUCAUCAAGGACCCCGACGAGGUGGCCCGCCUCUGGGGCCGCAGGAAGUGCAAGCCACAGAUGAACUACGACAAGCUGAGCCGGGCCCUCAGAUAUUACUACAAUAAGAGGAUCCUGCACAAGACCAAAGGCAAAAGGUUCACGUACAAGUUCAACUUCAGCAAGCUGAUUGUCGUCAGCUACCCUCUGUGGGAGGUGCGGGCACCGCCUCACCCCCUGCUGCUGGGGGCCCCUGCGCUGUUCCGGCCAGCCCUGGUGCCCACGGGCGUGCCCAGUGAGCUCCGGCACAGUGCGCUGCUCGCCCAGCGGGCCACGGCAGAGCAGCUGACUGGGCAGCGGACCCCCCAAGGGCCGCCAGAGGUCUCUGAGGAUAAGAAGGGGAGCAGCAGCGCCCCCUACCGCCUUGGGUCUCUCCCAGCCCCCUGCCAGCUUGGCCCUUGCUGCCUUCUGGGGAGGCCCCGAGAGGAGCUGCCCGGUCUGGCCUCCUUGGCCCCUCCCCUCCUGCCCUCCCUCCCUCCCGACUGGACCCGCCUCUCAGGGCCCUUCCUGCCCCCUGUCCCCCCAGAGCGGCUGUUCCCGGGGAGCUCCAAGCCAGACACCCUGCUCCCCGGACUCGGCUGCCCCCCAGCGCCCCACCACUUUCCGGGGCUCCCCCUGUUGGCUGGGCUGGGACAGGGGGCUGGCGAGAGGCUCCGGCUCUUGUCCCUGAGGCCCCAGGGGCUGGAGGGAAAGCCCUAUCCCGUGGUGGGGGAGAAGGGACACCUAGACCCCAGGCAGAGCUUCUCCUCGGUGAUACACAGACCCAAAACUGGGGACGAAGGCCCAGUGUCCCCCCAUCUGGAGAACGUCAAAGCGGUGUGGCCCCUGGAUCCUCCUUAA